Messenger RNA from Cataglyphis hispanica, 1827 nucleotides. It is a transcript of the gene Rnf146, whose product is annotated as E3 ubiquitin-protein ligase RNF146. The record is from RefSeq and is a predicted model, not a curated record. Gene Ontology annotation, cellular component: nucleus; cytoplasm. Bases 147 to 1016 code for a protein of 289 amino acids. Gene Ontology annotation, biological process: Wnt signaling pathway; ubiquitin-dependent protein catabolic process. Lineage: Eukaryota; Metazoa; Arthropoda; Insecta; Hymenoptera; Formicidae. The transcript is spliced from 4 exons. Gene Ontology annotation, molecular function: ubiquitin protein ligase activity; zinc ion binding; poly-ADP-D-ribose binding.
UACUUUGGUUGAGAAUCCCGGAACGUCAUAAACAAGCAACAUGGUCGACUAUCGCGAAUAUUGACAUACGACGCGUGUUAUUAUUUACAAACUAAACAAAAGAAGCUGGCUAGAUCAAUGAUGCUCUAACAUUGCUCGUUCGUGCAAUGGCACAAGCGAAGCUUAACGUGCCAGAGAAAUCUGGCGCCGUCAUUAAGGAGAAGGAUAAAGAUAUUGAAGAAAAAGAAGGACUCACUGUCAUACCAGAAUGUGCUGUGUGUCUGCAGCCUUGCAUUCAUCCGGCGAGAUUACCCUGCAGUCACAUAUAUUGCUAUCUGUGUGUAAAGGGUGUUGCUAAUCAGAGCAAACGGUGUCCAAUGUGUCGUCAAGAGAUUCCACCAGAUUUCCUUGAAAGACCUCAGCUGGUAGAAGUUGAAGAGUCUCAGAAGGAAUCAGAACAUCCUGAAGAAGAAUACCAGUGGUUUUACGAAGGUCGAAAUGGUUGGUGGCAAUAUGAUCAACGUACAAGUAUCGAAUUAGAAACGGCGUAUAAACAGGGCAAAAGGACCUGUGAGUUGCUGAUUGCAGGAUUCCUUUAUAUCGCCGAUUUUGGUUCAAUGCUGCAAUUGCGCAGAAAUGAUCCUUCCAGGCGAAGGAGAAUUAAAAGAGAUCUGUAUAAUGUGCCAAGAAAAGGAGUUGCCGGAUUACGUCUCAAUGUACAGGAUGAGGAGAUUGUGAGGGAAAUAAGAGGUGCAGAACGACCAGCUAGUCCUGCAAGUGAUAGUAUGGGUACAGGAGACGGCACUAAUACUCCCAUACCGCCUAGUAAUACACCGCAAACACCUGCAGGUGGUACAGCAAGUGGCGACGCGACACCUCUAAACGAUAGAAUAGAUCAGAGAUCGGAUUCUCUGCAUCAAGUUCUAGAACAAAUGCGUUCUCUGGUUUUGAGAGAACAUUUGUCCUUAAAUAGUGAUAACGAAUUCGAAGAGGAUACAGAGGAUGCAACGAUUUCAGAUCAUCCCACUCUAUCAUAGCUACAAAUAUUGAAUUCGUCAGAAAUUAUAGUAAUCAUAUUUAAGAAUCUCCAAUUUGUUUCCAGGCUCUUCAUAUUACUGCUCAACUCAAUAAGAUAGUAUACUACACAUUAAUAUACAUUGUUUGCUAAAAAUGUAUCAAUAUACAAAACAUAUUGAUAUAGCAAACUGCAUUGCUCAACUACAGGCAUAUGAAAGUUAAUAUACCAUUAUGUCUUUCAAAUUAAAUAGUUAUUUUUAUUUGAAAAAUAUUCAUUUCUUGCUUUUAAAACAUCUUUAUGUAUAUCUUCUAUCAAUUUAUAUAUGUCAAAAAGAUAUUAAUUAAAUUGUCAUUGAGCAUAAUAAUAGUUUACAAAGAUAGAUCAAUAUAAUUUACAAUUAUUGAUAAACAAAUGUACUUAAAAGUUAAUUUUGCGAGCUACUGCAUUGUAUAUACAGUGUAAUGAUGUAAACGAUUAGUCAUAUAAAGUAAAGAGAGAAAAAUCUAAAAUAUAUAAUAUAUAUAUAUAUAUAUAUAUAUAUAUAUAUAUAAAUUUUAAAACAACAAAAUUUCUAAUAAAAAUGUGUUCAUGCCUUAUAAGGAAAGGCCCGUGAAAAAAAAAGAAUGUAAUGAAAAAAACGGUUAUUUAUUCUAAUGAAAAUCAAGUGCAAUGUUCAAUAAUCAAUGUAAUUGCUAGUUUUUAAUAAAUCUUGUAAUCUUCGAUGUUUAAAACUCAAAUUAUCUUCUUGUAUUAUAUAUAGAAAUAAAAAGUACAUUUUCUUCAGCAAUUUAUGUAAAUUAUGUUCUUUAAAUAAAAUAAACUCGAAUAGA